This is a messenger RNA of Anisakis simplex (herring worm), 537 nucleotides long. The record is from the annotation of a GenBank genome assembly. Lineage: Eukaryota; Metazoa; Nematoda; Chromadorea; Rhabditida; Anisakidae.
AUGGAGAAAGACGGAACAACAUCAACGUGUGGUGUUUGUGGUGAUGUCAGUGACGGACAACAUUUCGGUGCCGUGGCGUGUCGCGCUUGUGCCGCUUUUUUCAGGCGAUCCACAGUAACCGAACGCAAGUAUACUUGUCGAUUCGACGGCGACUGUCCAAUAGGCAAAGGUCAACCUCUGUUCCUAAUUCCUCCGUAUCACAUUAAAUUAAUGCUAAAACCGCAGAUGAGUAAAGUUGAAGGUGUUCAAAGGAAUCGAGAUGGACUAGGGACGAGGAGUGAGCGUAAACCCACUCUGGUUCAAGCGAUCACCGCAUCGUUAUCAGUUGAUGCAUUUUCACUCAACUCCGAAAUAUCACCUCCGUCAACGAACUGUUCACAAUCGAGCAAUAACAUCAUCGUGCCAACCUCCUCCAUACAAACCUUCUCACCACAAGAUCAACCAAUCGCGUUGCCCACUCCUGUGAUCACCCAAAUGCCCGAUGAAUCACAACAGCAGGUCUGCCUUCUGUAUUGUUGUUGUUAUCAUUAUCAAUAA